Molecule: messenger RNA, 1363 nt
Organism: Blastomyces dermatitidis ER-3
Lineage: Eukaryota; Fungi; Ascomycota; Eurotiomycetes; Onygenales; Ajellomycetaceae
Exons: 2
Coding region: 194-433 (79 amino acids)
Cellular component (GO): oligosaccharyltransferase complex
Source: RefSeq, a predicted model, not a curated record
CUAUAGGCGGUCAACCUCUAGGUGAGGUGUCAACUUGCAUCCAAUGUACUGUACAAGGAGACAAUAGAUAUAUUACGGGCAAAACUGAGAGUGCACCCGACGGAUUGACGCUGCUGCCAGCUGUGGAAUCAUAGCUCUGAAGUUACGUGGUACAAGAACUGCUCGAAUAUCAGGACAAAGCAAAGCCUCAAAGAUGAUCUCAGACGAACAACUCUACCAGCUCGCCAUCUUCCUUGGCUCUUGCGCUAUGCUCCUUAUCGUCCUCUACCACUACCUCGAAGUCAACUCCAAAGACCUCUCCGCCGCAUCCUCCUCCAUCUCGUCCUCCCACAGCCAGUCCGUACAAUCUCGCGCGUCAGCAAGUUCGCCCAAGCAUGCCGUUCCCCCUACAUCAAUUAAACAAGAUGCGCCGGGUGGAGGGUCAUCGGGGUAGGAGAGGAUGGACGGGAAAUUUGGGGGUAAACUGCGUGCCCGGAGGUGGAGUGGGCAGAUGUUGACUGGGGUUGAUUAUUUACGAACUCAUGGGAUCGUAUGGCGGGACUUGAUUUUUCCUUCUCUAAUGGAUGGGCACGCAGCCUGGCAAGGAUGGUAGUGCGGCCUUACGCAAUCUAUGCAGCACAUGUACGAAAUGGAUUAGCCUAGCAUCCAUUGUCGCGGAUAUCAUCUGUACAUGAACAAGGGCGCAAAACCCGAUUUCCCAGGUAUUACCGAGCGUUCUCUCGCGAAACCUAAGAGAUCUGAUUCGGUUUGAAAUCCAUUGGCAUUGUUAAGGGGAAUCUUGCGCAUGUCUUGCAUGUUCGAAUGUACAUCCAUGGGCCUAGUUUCCCAAACGUCCCUGCUCAGAGCUCACAUUAGGUACAAAGAAACAAAAGACGACCUGUUUCCCAUCCCCUAUAAAAAAAAAAUUAAAAAAAAUGAAAAAAAGAGCCUUUCCUGGACCUGUCGCUGGAAAUAUAACAUCUGUUGGCAAGCAUUAGAUAUGCCGAACAGGACUUGAGAGAACAAAGCAGGAAUAGUAAAAAUCCCGCAAGAGAUGCCCUUAACUUAGAUCCAUGUAUUCUAAAGACCGUCAUCAUCCUCAGCCACAAUCUCAAAAAUGCUCUCGAACGCCACGACUGUCUCCUGCCUCUUCUCAUUCAUAAAUGUACACCCGCCGCGGCCCAGCCCCGUUCCUACCCUCACUUGUUUCAUCUCUAGUGCCCGUAGCACCUCCAACGCUUUCGCCUUGUCACUCUCGUUUCCGUACAUUUUAUUAAAGGAUCGGAUUGACCUGUAUGCUGCGGGGAGGAUCAGGGUAGGCCGUAUGCCCUUCGCACUCGCCCUGGCGAUGACGGCGCGCCCGUUGCUAUCAUUUAAGCAGUCG